Hypanus sabinus (Atlantic stingray) is the source of this 4425-nucleotide messenger RNA. RefSeq lists its product as uncharacterized. The coding region runs from base 1595 to 2755 and encodes 386 amino acids. Lineage: Eukaryota; Metazoa; Chordata; Chondrichthyes; Myliobatiformes; Dasyatidae. The record is from RefSeq and is a predicted model, not a curated record. The transcript is spliced from 9 exons. Gene Ontology annotation, molecular function: cytokine activity. Gene Ontology annotation, cellular component: membrane.
GACUUGAAAAUUAUUUCAAGAAUUCCUCCAGGGUAAAAAGGCUGAGAGGGGCUAUCCUGGAGGCAAUCCUCACUCUCAGUUACUAGGUAAGCUCCAAGCAUUGAAAUAAAUGAGUUUAAAGCCGAGGUCCUAUCUGCCUUUGUACUGUCCACGUCUUCUCAUUGCUAGGUUUACGCAUACUGCUGCAUUCUCACUGAUUUCAAUCUCAUGAGUCCCAGACCCCUGCCGUACUAGUUUAAACCCUUCCUGGUCUCACAAGCUAAUAUCCCCACUGGGAUACUACUCCCCUUCUGGUUCAACUACAGCUCAUCCCUCGUGUUGCCUCCACCCAGAAGAUCCCAGUGAUCCGAGAACCUGAAUCCCUGCCCACUGCACCCGCUCCUCAGCCGUACAUUCAUCCAGCCUAUCCUUCUAUUCCUGGGCUCCCCUGCACCCGGCAUCGGGAGUAAUCCGGAGAUCCCCACCCUCGUGGCUCUGCAUCUUCAUUUCGUUUCUAACUCCCUAUACACAUAAAGACAAGGGAUUCUGCAGAUGCUGGAAUUUCACAGUAACGGGCCGGAAGAACUCAGCAUGUCAGGGAGCACGUAUGAAGCGGGAUGAACAGUCAAUGUUUUGGAGUUCAAGUUCAAAGUUAAUUUACUAUUCAAAUAUGUACAUGUCACCAUAUACUACCCUGAGAUUCGUUGUCCGGUGGGCAUUCACUGUAGGUGCAAGGAAACACAAUGAAAAACUUACACACAAAGAUGGGCAGACCAUCAAUGUGCAAAAGACAAACUACAAAUAAAAAAUAAUAAUAAUACAUAAAUAAGUACGAAAUAAUAUUGAUUACGAGUUGCAGAGCCCUUGAAAGUGAGACGGUAGGUUGGGGAUUUAGUUUAGCCCCAGACCCUUCACCAGGGCAGACCAUUCCUGAAAAGUCUCGGCCUGAAGUGUCCUUUCUGCCCGACCUGCAGAGUUCCUCCUGCAUUAUUUGUGUUAUGCGUGUGUUGCUUCCCUGUAGUUAAUCUGCAAGAACAAUGGCUAAUUAAUGUGUUAACACACUCGUCUUUGCGAUGUGGGAAAAAUCAGGGGGAAAACCCACAGCGCCACGUGUAGGGUUUCCACAGAGGUCAGCGGGGUCCCUGGGGCAGGGGCUCGACCCUCUUUCCCAGACUCGGUCCGAGGAAGCGUGCGUCGUCUCCCUUCCAGACGCACCGUUUGACCGCUUCAGGUAACGCUCCAAAGUCACAGCCGAAUGAACGGGACGAGCUCGGUCAGUCAGGCGGAGAACUGACAGAAUUAACGUUUCGGGCCCAACCUCCUCAUCCAGGUGGCAGCUUCCCGGUCUUCUGGGCACGGCCCUUUCCGCUGGAGCACCCGCGCAACGGCAUCGCUCUGAGUUGGAGCCAGCCGCCGAGGGCGACCCCCGGAUCUCCACCCCCAGCGCGGCUCCGCCUACCCGCCGCCGAUAAAAGGAAGGCUCUGGCCGGAGGCUGUGGAGAUGUUACUUGACAAUCACUUGGCGCUGGGUCCAGAGCCUUUCUUCUGCGAUUAAUUAAACUUCAGGAGAUGAACAGUCUUUAGUUGUGGAGUGUAAUCCCGCGGGCAUGUUGAGAUGAAAUUUUAUCAUGUAUGUCCGAAGAGCUCACCAGGGGAACAGCCAGUGGUAGUGAAGAAGCUGUUUGCGACUUUCUUUCUAUUUGUAUUUUUAACGGGGAGAAAUGACGCCUGUAACUUUGAAGGCUUUAAUCCUGUUACCAGUUACACUCCGAGUAUUGAGAGUCUGAGAGACAACCUUCCCACUGACUACAAUCUCACAGUCUUCCUGCAGGACAUGACAGGAAUGGACGGUUGCUGUUCGGAUCUUCAGACCAUGCUGUCACUGAACAGGUCCAUAGAGCACUUAAUUCAGAAUUCCGUGGACCCACUCCGAGAACUAGCCUUGGCUGUCACAAGGCAAAUAGGAUUCCUAGGUGACUGCCCAGUGGAGGAAUCCUUCAACUGUGAAGUUAAGCGAUGGAACUCCACGCAUCUUCUCCAGAAUUUGAAGCAGAGCCUGAAUUCUUUUAGUGACCGUUUAAACAGAGAGAAAUGCAAUCUCACUAAGUGUGUCUUGUACACCUGUACGCCAGGGCAAGUUACAACAACAUCGGAGGAGCUACUGGGAAUAUCCUCCAGCGGAGCCAGUCACACUCCAACAACCACUGAUGUGCCAACAUCUCUGAGCAGUGCAAUGAACCUGCAAUCACCAUUGGCCAGUACACCUCCAACCUUCCUAACCAAUGGAAGCAACGUAGUCCCAUCCUUAAGAAAUGGCAGCUUAGCCAAUGGGAGUCAGAUGUAUCCAGCAACAGCCAAUGGCAAUACAACCAAUGCACCUCUCUCCUUGACCACCAAUGUGUUACACAAUAAAAGUUACCCGCUUUCACCGUCAGCCAAUACCAGCAUAGUCAAUGGAACCGAAACCAGUCCAGUCAACAUUAGCCAACCCGCCGUAGAUUACCAAGGCAAUUUCAGCCCAACGUCUCUGACCAUUGAUAAUGGAGGCGUGGCGAUGGCCACGAAAAUGUGCCAAACUAGUGCCAACCGCUCACUGAUGUCACGGAUAGUGACCGUCGUCUUUGUGUUCAGUGUGGUCGCCAACGUGAUUCUGCUCAGAUGUUUAGUGAGAAGGAAACAAAGGCAGGCCCUGGGGCAGUUAACUGAGAUGGAGCCGUUGUCAUCGGUCGAUGUGGAGCAGCAGGAGAUGUGGACACAGAGGCCAAGGAGGCGAUGACACGAAAUACAGACAGCGCAAGAUAACUUGCCAAGGACUUCCUUUGAGCAAGUCCUGCUUCAUGCUGCAUCUGAUGUUCCCAGCAUGCACCACCCCCAGGCUUUACUUUACGUCACGUGCUGCUGCCAACUCUCCUUACCAUUGACCACCCCCUCGCCCCGGAACUGAGAAACGGACUCGCUGCCCGCAGACUGAGGUGCUGGAAAGUGAGCGGUCUGUGUUUUGGAAGGAAUGUUAAUGGUUAUCGUUUCCCUUGUGGGACUUGCUAAGCCACAGAAGCCUGCUCCACAGGCCACAGCUGGAUAACCACAGGGACCAACAUCAUGGACAACUGAAGGCUGCUUUAAUGUUCCCUUAACCCUUCUAGGGUUAAUGGCAAAUGACAGCCUGUUGGAGACUGUGAGGUGUGCAAGAACUCCUCCCCACAUCCAGACCCACUCUGAUUGGGAGGGGUGGGGAGUGGUGGGGGGGGGGGGGAAUGAGACCUCUCUGAGGGCCAGCAUGGACAAGUUGGGCUGAAUGGCAUUGUCGCUCACUGAAAGCAAAGUAUAAAUAAGGGAUUGAAUUCAUCUAUCUGUAUGGUGAGGUCUGGGGAAGUGAUCACUGCUCUGCGUAGGACUUGGCAAAUGCUGAAGCAUUCCAUUAAGUUGGGAAUGCAAAACUGGCUGAAGUGACCUGUUGCUUGCGAUCUCAUUUAUGCUUUCGUGUUGACGACCGACUGAUCCAAGCUAAAGAAUUGCACUGAAUAUAUUUUUACCACUGACUCUGGCUGAACUUUUCUGAUUGUAUUUUUUUUUAACAUUCUUGUAUCUGCUGUUGUUUGCUUGGCCCUCCCUGCUGAGCAAGUUUUGUGGGGUGGGAGGGAGAAGCAGGGAGCCUGUUUUCCGAUGCUUUCCUUUCGGGUAUGAGAGAGCCGCUUGAAGGAAGGAGGGCUGGAUUAGAGGGGACCAGGCGGUUUAAGUUUUUUGGGAAGGUCCAGAGGGUAGUGGUUGGUGGUAGUCGUCUGAGUUAGGAUACAAAUACUCGGUUUGGAGGCAGAUGUGCAAGGAGGGUGGGCACCAGAGAUGGGGGGGUGGGAACAGGAGAAGGAACGCUCCUCUCUCAGCAUGGGCACUCUCUCUUGAGGUUGGAAGGUUCCCACUUUAAAAAGUUGGACACAUCCCGCACAAGAGAUUCUGCAGAUGCUGGAAACGAUGAAGGGUCUCGUUUAUUCUCCUCUGUGCACGGCGCCCGAGUUCCUCCAGCAUGGUGCGUGUGUUGCCCGGGAUACAUAGGGCCCUUUCCCACAAGUGACAGAGGCGGGUUGGGAGCAAAGCGAACUCUGGCACCCCUCACCUCUCUCCCACCACCAAGUAUCUCCUCUUGAAACCCUCGGUAUUGACCUUCACUCAUCACGUAGCUGGGGAGGGGGGUGGGAGGGGGUCAUUGCAGGGUUACUGUAGGUCACCUGUAUCAAGUAGCCAAUGUGAAUGGCACUCCUGAUUAACCCGUGUCUCUGCCACACAUUGGGUUGUGAACAAUGUGUCGCUAUGUGAUGAUACACAGUAGUUUGGGUACUAUGUACUUACUGGGGCCAUACUUUGUUCUAUGGCUGCAUAGUCGCAUAUCCAAAUAAUGUGAGCUUGGAAAACAUAUUUAUUGUUCUUUAAAAUAAAAGCAAAUGUUUAAUA